This is a messenger RNA of Camellia sinensis, 874 nucleotides long. NCBI's taxonomy places the organism in Eukaryota, Viridiplantae, Streptophyta, Magnoliopsida, Ericales, Theaceae. The record is from RefSeq and is a predicted model, not a curated record.
GGGUUUACGCCUACUUCCCUAGGCUUGCACCCGUACCAGUCGCGGAGCCUCCUCCGACUGUUCCGUUCUCGAGUCGCUUUGACGGGAGAUGCACCCGGCGACCACGGGAGACGUUCGGCUUCUUCCGCCGAUACUUCGACACCAUCACCCCCGCGGAGAUCACAUGGCGGCCAUGGGCUUCCUUGCCGUCGGCGAUGCGGGGUCGGUUCCCUGGUGCUGAGGAGACCUCGCGUUUCCGGAUUCUGCUAGAGGGCCCGGUCUGUCGGGCUUGGUACCUGGGGGAGCGUUUCCUACGCCAGACCCGCAGGUUACCUGAGCAGAUAGUCCCGGUUCACCCUCCUGCAGAGAUGAGGGAGACCGAGGGGCUGACCCCUGAGCAGCUGGAUGAUUACUCCAUCGGCUGGGAGGAGGCCGGCUUCCGAGGCACCGGCGACUAUCAGGAGUACGUGCGGACGUACCUGAUGCGACCUUUGAGCGGCCGUCGAGCAGAGGGGGCCAGGCCUGUAGCGUCGGCGGCUGGGGCCGGAGCGGGAGCAGGGGCUGGAUCUUCGAGGAGGGCCCGAGUCCGUGGUAGGGGUAGAGUGCAGGGAGGACGAGGAGCUGGCUGGCCUGCCCUGCCCGCUGUAUUGACUUUCCACGGGCAGGGUGGGUCGACCUAUCAGAUCCCCUUCGCCCCUCCACCGGCUGGUCAUGAGUUCAUUGACGUCCCCGACUUACCACCGGUACGUAUCACUGCACUUCGUACAGUUAUUCAUUUCAGUUUACUUGAUAUUCCACAGAAUAUUGAUGCAUCUGAUACUUUUGCAGGCUUCUUCUGAGUACACCCGUCGGUCGUUGGCGAUGAAUGCCUCGAUGAUGGGGAUGCUCCAGCGGA